AAUGUUGCGUUUUCACAGGUGAAAAUGAUCCUGAGUCUUUUUCAUUAUAGACCUGUCAUUGUUCCGACGCUUCCAGCAGCACCUGAAAGCAGCGGCAAGCCCUGUCCUCUCCUCCGCCUGUCCAUCCAUCCCUUCAUCGGUCUACUAUCGGAACGCGCAUCACUUGUGAGAAACGGCUCCUGAGACCCAGAAGUUUCUUGUCUGCAGCUCGGCUCGAUUCGCUCCGCUCUCCCUCGAUAUUCGUCCGUUCUUACCGGUUUCAUUUCCAUCCUCAUAUCACUUCCUUUUUUCACGAGGAUUCAGUCGGGGUGUUCUGCUAACGCAGGGCGUAGCUGGAGAGGAUUUUGCUAGCUCGCCGCUGCACUGACUGACAAGACCUUGUUGCCUCCAGAAAGCCUGUAAACCUGUGGCCAAUCUGUGAGAUUUACAUCCAUCAGCCCUGCACUGCAGAGACGGACCACUACCACUCAAGGGGAGAUGAAGCCGGAUGGGGUUGCCACGGCAGCACUGGAGCCAAUGGAAACAUUGGAAUCCAAUCCAGUAAAUGAGGCAGCACCAGCUGUGGAACAGGAGCCCAACCAGGCUGCCAGCCCAGUGGAGGAGGAGAUGCCACAGCAACCUGUAGGAGAGACAGUCCAGGCGGAACCCCAGCCAGACCAGGCCAAGGAAACCCCAGCUGCCAAGACCAACAAGACUUCAGGCGAUUCCAAAGCCAAGACAACCAACAAGGCCACGACCAAGACAAAGCCUGGGGCCAGCAGUCUAACCAAGACCACAUCUGGCUCACGGCCCAAUACAUCCCAGGGCCGCCUCUCAAAUGGGGUAUCCAAGCCCCAGACCAAUGGAGUCGCUAAGAAGACCCCACCUGCUGCGGUCAAAAAGAGCACCCCAACCACAGCUGCUACUAAGAAAUCAACAGGCCCAGGCGAAGGCCCGCCCUCCAAGAGUAAAGUGGGUGAGAAGAAAGCCACAGGGGCUGCUCCUACCACCAAUAGCACAAAGUCGAUGACCGGAACAACAGGAGCAGCCAAGAAGACCACAUCCACAACUGCAAAUGGUGUCAAAACCAGCACCGCUGCAGCUGCUGCUAAAAAGCCCCCAGCUCCCAAGCCUGCCUCUGCAACUCCCACUAAGCCUAGCUCCACUGCCUCACCCAAGCCCCCUGUUUCCAAGACAACCAGGCCUACAGCUGGCACAGCAGCAUCAUCUCCGGCCACAGGCUCAACCCGGCCACCCACUACCAGCACAACCAAGAGCUCCCAAGCUGCAGCCAAACCUGCCACCCCUAAAACCUCCUCCACCACUGCCAAGGCUGCUGCAUCCAAACUAACCUCCACUACCCCCUCUGGUGGCAAACCUCCAGCAUCACAAACACCCAGAAACACAACCCCUGUGAAAAAAGAUGUUGCCAAACCAGCCACAUCAGCAUCCAAAAAGCCUGCAGAAUCCCCCCUUACUCGCCCAUCCUCUACAACAAAGUCGGCAAAACCUGAGACUUCAAAAUCAGUCUCAAAAUCCGAUGUCGCCACCAAAAAGCCUACUGCUAGUAAGGCUGCAGAUACAAAGACACCCAGCCGAUCCAAAACACAAGACAGCAAGACACCUUCCAAGGAUGUUUCUAAGACGCCUGGUUCCAAAACCGCUACAACCAAGGCCUCCAGCCCCAAGAAAGCAGUGGGCAGCAGCACUCCAACUCCUGUGAAACGUGCCCCCAAAGCUGCAACUGUUGCAGAACCUGAAAAGGAAAUUGCUGCUGCUGUUGCUGCUGCUGCAGCUAUCGCUACUGCAGCAGCUGCCAUUGCCAGACCAGAGGAACUUCCUGCAGAAGCAGCUACAGAGCCAUCUGCUGCACCAGAAGUGAUGUCCAGACAGACUGAAGUAGUAGAAGAAAAAACAUUAGACACCACACCAGAACCAGUGUCCGCACCAGCGCAAGCAGUAGUGCAAGAACCCACACCAGAAACACUACGAGAACCAACACCAGAACCAAUACGAGAACCAACACCAGAACCCCUACGAGAACCCACACCAGAACCCCUACGAGAACCCACACCAGAACCAAUACGAGAACCAACACCAGAACCCCUACGAGAACCCACACCAGAACCAAUACGAGAACCAACACCAGAACCCAUACGAGAACCCACACCAGAACCAAUACGAGAACCAACACCAGAACCCAUACGAGAACUGACUCCAGAGCCAAUACGAGAACCAACACCUGAACCUGUACGAGAACCUACACCUGAACCAAUAUGGGAACCAACACCCAAACCUGUACGAGAACCUACACCUGAGCCAAUGUGGGAACCAACACCAGAACCUGUACGAGAACCUUCUCCUGAGCCCCCUCUAGAACUGUCUCAGACCAAAGCAGAGCAAGAUCUUGGAGCUGAACCAGCCUCCAACGUUCAGCUGUCUGCCCAACCUGACCUAUUCAAAUUUGAGGAGUCUGCAAAUGAGUCCCUGGGAACUACUGUCAUGUCUCCUCCUUGUUCCCCACCAGGUUGUGUUUCUCCUGUCACAGAAUCACAGAAUGCCUCUUCUCUCCUGGACAUGCAUAUCCAGUCUGAUCCCAGGGACAGGAACUUGCCCCAGGCUGCAUCUGAUCUGGCUCCCCAGAUCCUAGCUGAUAUGGUGAACCUCCAUACAGAAGAGGAAAAUGAGAAUAAAGAACAGUUUGAAACACAGGCUUCAAUGGAGGAGGAAGAAGAGGAAGAAGAGGAAGAGAGGGAAGAAGAGAAGGAGAACCUGUUUAUGCAGACCUCCACAGCUCCAUCUGCAGAGGCCUUCAAUGUGAUGGCACAACAUCAGUUGUUAGGUGUCUCACACAUGGAUGAUUUCACACACCUGAUCUCCCCUCAUGAAAAGGAGGAGGCAGUGGAAAAGGCUGAUGAGGAGAUAAAUGAGGAUGAUGAAGAGGAGGAGGAUGAAGAUGAGGAACAGAGGAUACUAGGCCAUCAGCCUUCAUCCAUGGUCACUGAUAUGAGCACAUCUCAGCCCUCUGAAGAGUUCCAAGUCAGGUCCUCUACAUUUGGUGGUUCUGCAGGGUGGCAUGGUGAUGACCUGCUGUCUGGAAUGGACUCUGAGGAUGUGAGCAGCUGCACCAGCAGUCGGCAGCAGGGAGUCUCUGACCUCAGCAGCACCCAGCACACUGCAAUAUUGGAAGGCACCCAGAGCUCAGAUGCCCUAGUUGACUCAAGCCUCCGUGGCUCUGAAGGAGAUUGCAAUCUCAUGGGUUCUCCCAACGUGGAAACACUUGCCAAUGAGGAAGAGGAAGAUGAGGAUGAAGAGGAUGAGCGGGUUGAUGAUAUGGACCUAAGUUCAGAAAGAGCAGAGGAGCACCACAAAGUGUUCCAGCAGCAGGAACACGAUGAAGAUGAGGAGGAUGAAGAUGUAGAGAUGCACAGUGAAGGAGUGACGGAGAGCUGUGGGAAUGCAGAGGAAGAUGACUUCAAUGAGGAGGAGCGUUUAGACAACCUCAAUCGCUCCGGUCCUCCACCUUGUGAACCCCCUACCUCCUCCUGGAGCCACACCAAUCCCUUCUCUGAUCCUUGGGCUCAACCAGCAUCACUGCUCUGUGUUUCAUCCCCCAGCCCUGUUUCUGACCAUGGUCCAGCUGAAUCUGAAACACCCACCCUGUCUCCUGCUCAGGCACGUUUGGACAGCAGUGCCCCUUCCCUUGCCCCUCAGUCAGAGAAUGAGCCGAAACAGCACCAAUCAGCCUAUGAGGGGAUGAAGAGCUCAGCCCCUGAGGAGGCUCACAUCAUCCUUGCUGCCACAGCUGUAGGCAUGUCCCAGCCCAGCACUCUGAGUGGCACAGCUCUGGCCGCUCAUAGUAGUAGUGAGACAAGCACACCAGAGGAACUCCGUGACUAUGACAGCAGCUCUGGGGUGGAGUCCCAUUCUGACAAACAGCAGACCCCAGUCCCUGCAUCAGUCCAGCCUGACAUGGAGCAGGACCUGGGUAUUCACUUGGAGAAAGGCGAUGGAGAAGAGGAGGAGGCUGAGACACUCCCUGCCGAUGAGGUCCUAGGAACAGGACCCCCAACUGCUCCAGCAUCCGCCCCAUCUUCCCCUUCCACCUCCGGAGACGAGGCCAGUGACACAGAGGGUGAGAUGCAAAUAAAUGACCCAGAUGCACCAGUGAUGAUGGAUGAGAGUGCUGGAUUUGAAAGUCCUACUCCCACCUGCAGUCUGCCUGCUCUUGAGGAGGAUGAGGAGGCGGUGGACACAGCAGCUGGAGAGGGCGAAGAGGAUGGAGGUGGAACCACCCCUCAGUCUGCCAACUCUGUGGCCUCUUAUGGCUUCGACUGCACCACGUCCAACUCCAACGCCCACUCCAUGGCUGAGAGCUGCGGAAAGAGUCCAGGGAUCUUCUCCCUGGAGAAUGAAGAACAGCUGCCAGAGGAGGCCAAGGACCCCUCCCUCAUCAAGGAGUUGACCCUGCCCUCAGCUGCUGCUGCUGCCCAGGCAGAGGACCUGCUGGGCAGACACGUGGACCUGAUGCCUUUGGGCCAUCAGGGAGAGAAUCAGCCCAGUCUGGAUGAGCACCACUACAUGCUGGGGGGAAAGAUCGCAUCAGACCAUCUGGAGGAGGCUGAUCCACUGGAGCCCAGUCACCACCUUGGGGUCCAGGAGUCUGGAGACACCAGCGACGGCCAGACACCCUACUACUCUACCAUAUGUGAUAAGACUGAUAGUUUUCUGGCAGGUAAUGUAUAAGUCCCUCCCAUUACCCCUGGAAUGCACCUUUUCCCUGCAACCCUCCCCUCUACCUGUUGUUCGUUUUCUCUCCAGUUGGGUUAGAUGGCUUAGAAGAAAAAUGGAGAGCAAGAUUGUAGGAAAAGAUUUUAAAAAAUGAACAGAGGUGAUGGAAAAAAAUGACUGUAGCAAUUUUUAAAUGAAGCCUCCCUCUUUCAUACUGUUAUGGUCAUGGUUCCGAGUGUAUGGCUUAAACUCCUUUAUGAACAAUAGCUACUACCAUUUUCUAGUAGAAUGUUCUUUUUAAGUAACACUGCAUAUUCUGUAGCCCCUGAUGGGGUAUUGACUGAUUGGUCCAAUGUGACUGAACUUUUAAAACGAAAAAAAGGAGAAAAAAAAAAACACAACAGAUGAAAUGACAUGGACUCAUUGUGUAUUUAUCCUACUGUUUUUACCGAACAAAUGUCAAUGACUUUUUUUUUUUUGUUUUGUAUUUGCUCAUUUGUUGUUCUUUUUGUUUGUUCUUUCUGUUGAAACCUGGUCCUUCCUACCCUGUGUACACACGCUUCAUGUUCAACAGCACCAUAGCGAUAGUCAAACGCUCCUUUUAAAAGUUUGUGUUCUUGUUUCAAGACUUUUAGCUAUCGAAAUAAAGGCUAGAUACUGUUUUAACACGGCUGUUUUGCCCUUACAGAUUUGUUGAGGUAGGUGUGGGGAGUAUUAGGUUGCAGUUGGUGACGUUUUUAAUGUGUGCUUCAAGAGGUUCCACGCUCUUUGCAUAGGUUGUUAAGGUAUAUAACGUGCAGUCAAGUACAGUAUGUGUUGCAGGCAUUUGAUUUUAAGUGGCUAAGCUUCAAGCCUCAGUUAGCUGAUCAUUUGUGUUCCAGAAGAGACUAACAACUAGCCGAUUAUUUGUAAUGAGACACUGCAUUGUCCUACAUCUAUCACAGCUGAGCUUUAAACUCGCUGAAACAUUUUCAUAGUGGGCGUUUGGUUUACUAUUUCAACAGUAUAUUGCAUGUUUAACUAACAAAAAGACUGUGUACUACUUUGAAUUUGAAACAGUUCUACACUAGACAUGUUCAUAAAUGAAUGGUUCACACUAGGUUAUCUUUCAAAAUUCCAUUAAAACAUCAUUGCAAGGCA
Messenger RNA from Scatophagus argus, 5850 nucleotides. RefSeq names its product mucin-5AC (gene prr36b). NCBI's taxonomy places the organism in Eukaryota, Metazoa, Chordata, Actinopteri, Scatophagidae. Bases 478 to 4725 code for a protein of 1415 amino acids. The transcript has 6 exons. The record is from RefSeq and is a predicted model, not a curated record.